Chelonoidis abingdonii (Abingdon island giant tortoise) is the source of this 1638-nucleotide messenger RNA. NCBI's taxonomy places the organism in Eukaryota, Metazoa, Chordata, Testudines, Testudinidae. The record is from RefSeq and is a predicted model, not a curated record.
GCAGCUGGUUGGAACAGGAACAUGAACGGAUUGAAAAAGAGCUUUUACAGAAAAUUGAUCAGUUUUCCUUGGCCCUUAAGGAAAAGACCGCAAUGAGUGAAAGGGCCAUAGAGAUGAGAUUCAGCCAGAUGGCAGAGAAACUUGAUAAAAUAGAAGAAAUACAAAAUAUAACCGUAGAAGAACAUGGAACAAAACAAGCUGAAGAGAAGAUAAAUAUUCGAAUCAGCAAGCUUCAGAUGGAGAUUAAUGAAGAUAUAAAAGAAAUGAAAGCUGAAGUUAAUGCUGGGUUUGCGGCUAUCUAUGAGAGCAUUGGGUCCCUACGGGAAGUUCUAGAAGCCAAAAUGAAACUUGACAGGGAUGAGCUACAGAAGCAGAUUCACCAAAUGAAACAGGAAGUUCCGACAUAGGGAGAGGCGAGACUAUGACUGAUCACAAGAUUUAUUCAGAGAGAAGAGCAUUUAUGUGUCUAAAUAGGCUGCAGCCUCAUUCCAAUCUGUAAUUAAGUGCAUACACCAAAUAACAUGCUUCUGUUCCACAGGUGUGUAUGUUUACUGUAAGCGGUAAAUGCAAGCUUUGAAUAGCUAAGUUGAUAAAUAAUUUUUAGUGAGCAAAGCCCUAGCUCACCAUUGUCUUACUUCAGUUGAUUUCAGUGGAGUUACAGCUGUUUAAAAGUGGAGUAACACAUUGGUGAAUGCGAUGCCAAAUUUGUUAAAGGCACCUCAGUGCUGCCUACACUUUUGUGGGUUCUGAAAUAUUAGCACUUGUACCCAUAGUUAAUUGCUCUGUUUAAAAGUCAAGCCUUAACAGGUCAAUAUCACUUUGCAAUUCACCAUGUUGCCAGAUCUUUCUCCCAUUGAAGUCACUGGAAAUGUUCCCAUUAACUUCACUGGGAGCAGAACUGGCUUCUAACAAACCAGUUUUUAAAAUCCAAAUACCAUCAUAAAUGACACCUUUGCUUCAUUUGUAAAAAUAUUGUGUGUGUGCAUGCAUGUGUGCGUGUGUGUUAACUAUAUAGUAUUAUAUUUUGUAGUUGUAGGCUAAGAAUAAUCCAUUUGAGCAACACAAGCAACUUAACAUGUCAUUCGAAGUCCUUAGAUAUUGUGAUCUUUCUAAUUAAUAUCUAGGUAGAGCUGAGAUGGGGGUGAAGGAUAAUGUAUACAGUAUUUUGUUGUAAGUUUUAAUAUCAGUUGUAUUCUUGUGCAUUGUUUCAUUAUGUCAGUGUAAACUUUGGGGGUUUUGCUGUCAGUGGAGAAAGUGAUUAUUCAAAUAAUUCUGGAGAAUAUGAUGUAAAAAUAAGAUGCAUUUUGAUGUAUCUUAAAAUGUUUUAUGAUCUGCUAAGCAUUUUUAUUGCUGAUGUAAGACAAUUGACUCUUCAAAUUUAAUUUAUUUAAGUAGGUUUUAAUAAUUUAGCACGGAUAAGUAGAUUUGAAUUAGUAUUGCAUUUUACAAAAUUUCCAAAGAAUAUUUUAAUCUCUUAAUGUACUUUAUAUUACACUGGUGCUUAUUUCAAUUUCCAUAAUAGAUUACACAAUGAAAAUUAGCACCAGCACUGUGUGUAGUAAUCUAGAUGGGAAAACAAAUAUUUUAUAUAUUCAUUCAGGGCCUAAUCCUGCUCCCAUUAUCGUCAAGUGGUGCAGG